Messenger RNA from Prunus armeniaca (apricot), 261 nucleotides. The record is from the annotation of a GenBank genome assembly. Lineage: Eukaryota; Viridiplantae; Streptophyta; Magnoliopsida; Rosales; Rosaceae.
AUGGCCACGGGCUUACAAUUGGUGAGAGUGGCUCGGCAGGAAUGUGAGGGACGCUACCGAACCGUUGGCAUUUGUCACACUUCUUUGACCAACAUGUUCGCAUCUUGGUGCAAAGUCGCCCAGAAAUAUCCCUGUCGGAAGACUUUGUGUGCGAGCGAUUGGGAUCCUGAAUGGUCACCGCAGACUGCGACGCUCGUGGACCUCCCGAAGGAUGUAGUCCCCCUGCUCUUUGGUAGGCAUUUUAGAUACGGCGUGGUGUAG